Molecule: messenger RNA, 1569 nt
Organism: Babesia ovata
Lineage: Eukaryota; Apicomplexa; Aconoidasida; Piroplasmida; Babesiidae
Product: Rad9
Exons: 1
Coding region: 1-1569 (522 amino acids)
Biological process (GO): DNA repair; cellular response to ionizing radiation; mitotic intra-S DNA damage checkpoint signaling
Cellular component (GO): checkpoint clamp complex
Source: RefSeq, a predicted model, not a curated record
AUGGAAUAUGAACUGAACGCUAGUCACACCCUCCUGCUGAAGAAGAUCUUCAUUCUAUUCCGCCAUGUGUCCUCCAACAUUCAAAUAGUCGCCACAAACAACGGGCUGAACCUGUACGCACUCAACGGAUCAAACUCGGCGUGGCUGCACAUACAGCUCGGCAAACAGUUCUUUAGGUCAAUACAGCUGCAGGAGCACGACCAAAGGGAGGAAGACGGAUUCGAAACGACCCAGCAAAAAUACUGGCUAGUUUCCACCAAAAACAUCUGCCAAGCCCUCUCGAUUGUCUCGCCGGCCGGCUACAGGAGCCAGGGGUACUGCGCGGUGUUCCUAAAAGACGUGGGACAGGGCGAUGACAACACCGUGAGGACGACGGUUGCACUGGAGAAACUCGUCAUCAGAGAGGAGGCGGAGCACGGCAACGUUCUUUCGUUUAUUCUGAGCUGUGCGGGAGAGCACAUUCAGCGAUCGGCCAUCAUAUCCUACGAGGAGCAGAAACUGUCGGUGCCGGAUGAUGUGGAUUGGCUCCAUUGGCACUACCUCAGGAUCCAGCCGACCAUACUGUAUAAAAGCAUAAACCCGUACUGGUCGCCAUUCGACGAUAUCGCCAUAGCAUAUGAUUCAAAAAAGGAUCAUGUGUCCCUGACGAUCGUGAAAAGCUCAGUGAAAAACGCAGGAAGGACCAAGACCAGGGCAGGCAGGCGAGCGGGCAUCUCCGGCAAAAUAACUAUAAACAGCAGUCACUUCCUAAAGUUGAAAUUCGACGAAAGCGUGGAACCGCCCAAGGACAUCAUCAUAUCGUUGAAAGAGCUUCUAUCGCUAUCUUCAUUCUGUGAAUCGCUCAAGAGCCCCCUGUCGCUGCUGCUGAGACAUGCAGGGGACCCCGUGAUAGUGCUCUUUGGGGAAGCAGUUGACCUUGCGGAAAACACAACAGGUCAAAUUAGCAUCCACCAAAUCAUCGCCGAGGCUGCGGGGCAGGAAUACGGAGAUGCAUACGACACCCUGUUCCUCACAAACCAAAACAAGGCUUGGAGUGGGUCGCUCUGGCUGAGCUCCAUACAACAAGAAAAUAACGAUGCAGAAGAGUCCACGCAAAUAGCAGAGUCUGUCAAAACAUUUGGAGCCACACCGACAGAGUACGGACCAAGGACAGACCCAGCGUCGGUCUCAGAGUCGUUUACGGCGUCUGUUGCAGAACGGGUUCCGGAGCCGGUUCAAGAACGGGUCAUAGAACCCGCUACGUCACCGGUUAGGGCAACUCCCAAGUCAGAAGCCAGAGAUAUCUACCAGGAGAUAUUUGAAGAGCCGUCACCUGAGAAAACUCCCACACAGGAGACGCCACCCGGAUUCGGCAACCUGAGCAGGCAGCAGAGGGACCUCAUAUACAGGACUUUGGCGCUAGAUUUUAUGCCAGGGUCCAAAUUGGAGUCCGUCAAAGCAACAAACAGCAACGUUGGAAGCACCCCCAUUGGUGGCAGCGAAUACGAGAGCACCCUCGAAGGAUCGUUAGACUCCGCGCCUCGGGAUAGGGAGGAAACGGUCUAUGACCAGUUGGCUGGGAUAUGGUAA